Molecule: messenger RNA, 645 nt
Organism: Didymodactylos carnosus
Lineage: Eukaryota; Metazoa; Rotifera; Eurotatoria; Philodinida; Philodinidae
Source: the annotation of a GenBank genome assembly
AUGGGUGCAUAUCCCUGCGAGAGUCGUCUAAGUAAAGAGCAUAGUUUACAAUUUUCAAAAGCUCAAAUAUCAAAACCUGCGCCACCAUUUGAAGGCUCAACUGUAAUUAAUGGAGAAUUUAAAGAAGUCAAGUUGUCUGAUUUCAAAAAUAAAUAUUUGGUGUUGUUAUUUUAUCCAUUAGAUUUCACAUUUGUAUGUCCGACAGAAAUAAUUGCAUUUUCAGAUAGAAUUGAUGAAUUUAAAGACAUCGAUACAGAAGUUGUUGCCAUUUCUGUCGACUCACAAUUUACUCACCUUGCGUGGAUAAACACUCCCCGAUCGCAAGGUGGUCUUGGCAAAAUAAAAAUACCAUUAUUGUCAGAUUUAACACAUCAAAUUGCAAAAGACUAUGGGGUUUAUUUGCAAGAUGUUGGUCACUCAUUAAGAGGAUUAUUUAUAAUUGAUGGAAAAGGAAUUUUACGACAAAUAACGAUGAAUGAUUUACCAGUCGGAAGAAGCGUCGACGAAACUCUCAGACUAUUACAAGCAUUUCAAUACACAGAUAAACAUGGUGAAGUUUGUCCAGCAGGCUGGAAACCCGGAAGCGAUACGAUUACUCCUGAUCCUGAAGGAAAAUUGAAAUACUUUAAUAAGCAUGGUUUAUAA